Colletotrichum fioriniae is the source of this 579-nucleotide messenger RNA. The record is from RefSeq and is a predicted model, not a curated record. Lineage: Eukaryota; Fungi; Ascomycota; Sordariomycetes; Glomerellales; Glomerellaceae.
AUGGUUUCUCCUUCCAGGCUGCCCUUCAAGACCUUAAUUCUCCUUGGCGCCAACGACGCCUGCCUCCCAAUCCCCACAAAUAGCCAACAGGUCCCCCUAGACCAAUACAAGCAAAACCUCAAAGCCAUCCUCACCCACCCCACCAUCCGCGCCCACGGCCCCAAGAUCCUGCUCGUGAACCCCCCUCCCCUCGAUGAGAUCCGCAUGCUCGAGCGCGAUCUCGAAAAGGGCCACGGCCAGGCGUCGCGCAGCGCGGCCGUCAGCAAGACGUACUCGGAUGCGGCGCUCAGCGUGGCAUCCGAAAUCCCCGGUGUAGUGCCGAUCGACCUCUACGGCGCCGUCAUGCGGCGGGCCGAGCAGAUGACGAUUGGGUUCAGUCGGAGUAGUCUCCCGCUUGGAUCCCCCGAGGGUGAGCGGGGCGGGUUGGAGGUUUUGGUACCGGAUGGGCUGCAUUUAGGGGGCGAAGGGUAUAGAGUGCUUUUUGAGCUGGUGAAGCCUCAUAUUGGGCCGUUUGAUGAGUCGAGAGAGGAUUACCGGCAUCCGGAUUGGAAAAUCCUGAAUCCUGGCAGUCUUGGUUGA